CAAGCACCAGGGUCACAGACGCGUAAUAUUUCCAUUGCGUUCAGUGUGGUAGACGUUGUGUUCAAGCGGGAAACAGUGAUAUCGCUCAAAUCGACUUGAAAGCAUUGUUCGGAUCAAAUAUAAACUAAGAGGCAACUUUUCGUUUACCAAGGAUCAGAAUGGGACAGCACAUCUUUCUACGAAUUUCCAUCGGUAUUUUGUUCUCAGGCAUUCUCAAUGCUGGAUCUAAUGUCGCUACUGCUUGCCCCAGUCCUCCCAUAACAUAUGCUUCAGAGGAUGAUGACAUCACUCUGUGCUGGAAGCUUUUACCGGAAGCAGCUAACAGUGCCUAUCUUCGCCGCAUUACUGUGUCCGCCUUGAAAAGGCCAAAUGAAAUAGACAUGGAGAAAAUCGCAUCGACAAAUAAGACUGGACAAUUUUUCAGGGUAUACGAUUCAAAUCACAAUGGUUUGUACAAAGACAAAGCCACUGUAUUCGCCGAUGUAUCUACCGGAAUGUUUUAUCUCAAGAUAACAGACUACAGUAGCGAUAUGGAUAAUGUGUACUGUCCAUUUUACGAGAUGACUGUCAUCAAUAACAUUCCAACGUGUCAUACUCAAGCGUUGUUCCUGCGAAAUGCCGCUCUGAAAACUACUGAGAUCUCCAGACCAGUGGAAGGACGAACGUCAUUAAGCGUCAAGUAUACACCUUCUGGUUUGAUGAGGACCUGUUUGAUUGCAAUCGCUGCCACUAUUGCCGCUGUUUUGUAACCUAAAAAAACAAAAAGAUUUAAAAAGGAUUCGUUUAGAACAUACCACGUUACCUCUUUGCUUUACCUUUUUCAUUUAUGCAUAGAUCAGUAUCUUUAUUUACACGAUAACUUGGUUCCUCUCCAUGACAUAUAAACUCUGAGGUCCAGUGCCAAACAUUGUCGUAACAUAGCAGACAUCUAAAAGAGCAGAAAAGCGGAAAAACUAGGAAAAGAAGCUAUCUGAGACAUCGCACUGGCCAGCACUUGCUGCAAAUAUAAAUAAAACUGCAUGUUAUUAAAGAGCAUUGUUGCCUCAUCUAAGAGCAUAGAUGCUACAAUGCACAACAACCAGAAAUUCAGCGCUUAAUUUUAAUAAAUUUACAUUUCAUCGUG
Messenger RNA from Stylophora pistillata, 1123 nucleotides. RefSeq lists its product as uncharacterized. NCBI's taxonomy places the organism in Eukaryota, Metazoa, Cnidaria, Anthozoa, Scleractinia, Pocilloporidae. The record is from RefSeq and is a predicted model, not a curated record.